AUGGUCUUAGGGGAUUUUAAUAAUAAAGCAAAGGCUCAUAAUGAAAAUUAUGAGCCUUUUAUUAGCGCUAGUCUGUACAAAAAUGCUAGUCCUGAGUUAGAUAGCAGAUGUGUGGAAUUUAUAGAGCGCAAGAAACUGGAAAUUGAAAAUGGACAGUUUUCACAAUUGAAUUCUUUUUGGAAUCCAGCAAAUUUUGCACACUAUAACAAUUGUGACACUCCCCCUAAACUUUACAAUGAAAUAUCAUUCAAUUUAAGUUCUGGUACAUCUUUAAACAACGAAUGUCUGGGGCUUUUCAUAUCACAAAUAGGGAAUGUAAUAUCAACAUUCGCUAUGGGCGAUCUAUUUGACACUAGCUACCAUGAACAUCGGCAAUUGACCGGCUUGUUUCACAACGAGGAACCACAAACCCAGAUGAUAGAAGAGUUGUCAUACAUCUUCUUGUCAAUCCGUUUGCUAUUCGAAAUACAUCAUUUGAGUCCAGAUGAAUACAUAAAGUCGCUGGUUAUAUCGCAGAUACUUAAGAAUCGCGAGACAAUUCAUCUGGUAUUCACGUAUUCUGCAAGAUUGCCUAGGAUUUCUUAUGCUGUGGCUAGUAUUGAUUCUAUAUAUUCCAUGGUGGAAUCUAUUUCAGCACCGAAAGAUGGUUUUUUUGAUAAAUAUUCGGAUGAUAAUUUGCUUGGCUUGCCACAGAGUUGGAUAUGUGAUGAGAAGGGCCAAAAUUUUUUGGUAAAAAUUAUUGCAGAUUCACUAACCAACAACAGCCUAAAAAAUCGCAUUUUUGGCACAGAAAUAGCAAAUAUCGCGCCAAUCACCGCUGCAACCAACGGAAAUUUGCUCUACCUACUAAAAUCAAAUCUAAGCCAAUGUAUAGAUCAAAUAUCUGAAUGCGUUAUGUCAAAUGCUGUAGUUGAUGCUCUACAGAAUAUAAUAUGUUUCGUGCCAGAGUCUGUGGCUAUCCACUUCACCACCCUACUAUAUCCAAAACAUUCUAAUUUCAAAGUUGAGCAUUUUUCUCAGCACAUAAGGUUCAUCAAUCACUGUUCAUCAUUGCCCUUGUCAAUUGCCAACUGCUGCCACGUAGCCUAUAAUCUCUGCUGGCAGACCAUAACUUCGUUAAAUCAAAAUAUAGCACGGGUAACAAGCACUGAAGUUUGUCUGCCCAUAAUUGAACUUUUAUGUAAGUAUUAUGAAUGCACCAGCAAAUUGGUAUACAAUGACACAAUAGCAUCGCAACAGUGUGUUGAACUGGUUACAUUAUGUUUACGAAUUUCGCAGCAACCGUUCAGCGAGAUAACAAACAAAAUACACUGCUCAGUAUUUAAUUCAUUGAUAACUCUUCAUAAAAAUGGCAAAAUUGAUGCAUCAAUUAUCUAUUUAACUUUGAUAAACUUUGAUACUAAUCUCAGCGGAUUGGAUAUUUUGGAUAUGACAUACAACUAUACUUUAGAGCAUGAAAAGUGCUACAAUUUUUUGUACAACCAUGAUUUUAAGCAAUUUUUACAGUCAAAUAUCUCCCAGAUUGGCUAUAUUGUAUUGAAGAUAUGUUUCGAUUCAUUAGUAUCCGUAAAUAUUACGAGAGACACUCACAUAUCAUAUAAAGGGGCACAGAGGAAUGUCCCUACAAAUUUAGACAGAAAUGAUCAAUCAAAUAUCGAUAGUGACAAUGAAUUACCUAAUCCUGCUCGUUUAUCUCGAAACAUCGAUAUUGUUGAUUGUAUCAAACUUGGCAUUGACGUUAUUAGGGUAGCUAGCAACACCAUCGCCAGCUCCAAGUGGAAUGAUAUUAGGCAAUUAAUAUUACUAAUUUCCAAGAUUUAUUCAAUUUGCUUAAGCGAAACAAUCAAUGACAAUGUUGACAAACUGCUGUUAAAGGAGAUGACUGAAUGUAUUAUUUACCUAUUCAAACAACUGAUAACGAGAGACCACUACAUUGUUUGUAGACUAUUUCGCGCAUUUACAGAAAUGAUCAAGCGAUCCAGUGGUACUAGGUACAGUAGGAAAUAUUUUGAGGCAUGCCUACUUGAUAACUACGAUACCCAGUCGCAGAUAUUGUACUAUAUAUCCAUUAGAUACUUUGAGGCAAUAAACCUCCCUUUACCCAUAUUCAAAUGCUUACCAGUACAAUAUUAUGCAUUUGACACCACUACACUGAACUUGAGCAUAUUCAAAUCGUAUUUUUUAGGCCCAUACAAUAUACCCAAGAUCACCCUGUACCAAGGCACUUACCGUAUCAUUUCUAUAGAUUUUUACCACUCGUGGCAAAAUGUGCUUAAAACUCAUAUAACCAAAUUGUAUCCGAUUUUGAUAAAAUCGGAAAACCUUGCUUUGGAAAUUGGCAAGGUACAUCACAUAUUCGCUUAUGGAUGUGUUUCAUCUGGGUUGUUCCAAUUGGCUGCCAAUUAUUUUGAUCAAAUCACUCACAGUUUAAUCACAUACGAUUCAACGCAGUGGUAUACAAUCUUACAUUAUCUAUGUUCAAACAAAUUAUCGCAAGCAAUGGAAGGAAUAACUAUGUACCAUACAAAACAAUUGUGCCAUAUUGAUAAGAUGAUGACUUAUGAGAAUCGGGCUAGUCGUGUCAGUUAUUACUGCCCUGAACCUAUACUUCUCACUUGGUUACAUUCUGUAAUAUCACUACAGAAAUUAUAUAAUGAAUUUCUAGAUUUAUUGGGGGACAAGUCAACAAACAUGUCAAAAAUGAGCACAAUAAUUGGGAAUACCAUGCAAAUUAUCAUAUCACUGAAGUUGAUUGACAGCAUGCUAUCAACCAAGUCUACAUAUUCUAGAUAUUCCGCUAGACUUUAUUUGGCAAAGGCAAAGCUUUUACAUCACUUUCAGUGUACAUUGUAUCAGGAGGCUAUAAAUGAGACGCAAUUUGAUGCUAGGCCUGCAGAUACAAUGGGUGAGGGGAUGUACAACAUAAUUGGGAUGUUGGACCAAAACGUCUUAGAUAAAUUAACCACAGAGACAAUUGGAGAGCUUGAGUUCUGGAGCAAUGACAAUUUAGGUGUAUUCUGGGCGAUGGAUUUUGUCGAGAGUUCUACUGGAAAUGGUAAUAUUUGGAAUGAACACGGCGGUCAAAAAUAUAUAUCAUUUCACCCUACUGUCUACUUUAGGGCCAUUAAUGAUAUAUUCACUAGAAACCCCAACACACAGAUUAGUGACAUCGCAAACAUAACAAAGGAGAUUAAUGAAUUGACACUACCUAUACCACUAAUUAUGUUAUUUCCAAAACCAUUAUUUUACGUACCACUGGUGUGUAUUAUAAAAUUUAAGGGAAAUUUGGCACCCACGCUAAAUAUUGAGGGGAAGUUCACUAAGGAAUUGACAAGUGGAUUUGACCUAUCAAAGCUGCAUAGCGUGAGAAUCAGUUCAAUCUGGAGUUACAAAGGGGAGCAACACAAACUCUUUUAUGACAUCUGCAUUGGUAAUACAUUUAAAAUGCAAAGAAUGGGUGUGAUUCGGGAUGUAAGGGUCGUGGAAUACAUGGGCACAGACGUUGUAAUGUACAGCAUACCGCUAAGUAUGGAUAAGUUACCACUAGGACAGCCGUGUAAGGUAUUAGUGGUUACCAAACAUUAG
Messenger RNA from Babesia microti strain RI, 3585 nucleotides. RefSeq lists its product as hypothetical. The record is from RefSeq and is a predicted model, not a curated record. The transcript is spliced from 2 exons. NCBI's taxonomy places the organism in Eukaryota, Apicomplexa, Aconoidasida, Piroplasmida, Babesiidae. Bases 1 to 3585 code for a protein of 1194 amino acids.